AUGGAGAAGAUCAACUUCUUUCGAUGCCGCCACAAGUUCCACUUUGGAGGUGAUGGCGAAAGCUGGUGUCACUGGGUGAUGGAAAUGCCUAUGUGCGUCUCUGGCCGCUACGGCCAUGCACAGGUCUUUUUGCUGAAGGGUGAGACCCCGAUGUUAUGUGGCCGCCCCAUCAUUGAGGCUCUUGGCGUUGUUAUGGAUUUUCAACAGCGCUUGGUUCGAUUGAAUGAUGGACCAUGGAGGGAUGCCACCAUUGGACUUCACGGUGAGUAUCUCUUGCCUCUUUGGGAGCCUGAACAGCCGAUGGACUUCAUGAGGUCUAUGGAUUUGGACUUUGACCUCCGGCUGGCUCCAGCGGGCGAAGUUGACCCUAUGGGCAUCACCUUGGCUGACUUUGAGGAGGAGUCCGCUUUUGCUUUGAUGGAUGACUCUCCUGCAGUUGCCGUUGAACAUGAACCAGAACCUGGUGAAUGUCUUCUUCCUCGACAUCAACUACGCACUGCUGAUGAGCUCCUGCAAGCAGAGAGCAACCAAUACCAUGCCUAUGUGACUGAGGAGCUCCACAAGCCUUCUCGCCGCAGGGUGAUCUGGGAAGUUUAUGCUGGACGUGGUCGAGUCGCUUCUGUAGCUGAAAGCCUUGGAGCUGAGGUUGAAGUUUUCUCCUUGGACAACGGCUGGGAUUUUGACCAGCCGGAUCACCGAAAGCAGUUCCUGGAGCGCCUUGAACUUGAAGUUCCUGAUGAAGUGUGGCUCUCACCGGUCUGCAAACUUUGGAGCCGGAUGCAGAGCUUGACAGCCCGAAGCCCUGAGCAGCAAGAUCAACUACGUGAACUCCGUGAAUGGCACCACACUGUGCACUUGCAGUUUUGCCGUCGCAUCUUUGAGCGACAAGUUGCCAAUGGUUGUCACUGCCACCUGGAGCAACCAAAAGUUCAUGGAGAACUACCAGCCUGGACUUGUGUGAUCGCUGCAGCCAUGAUGACCGAUGAGACGCCCUCUGUGAUGGACUUUGCAGGGGCCGUCAACGAAGAUCGCCAGCACACUGGCCAGCUCAUCAAGCUCUUGGCCACCAAUCGACAAGAUGCAGUUCGAACUGUGCAGCGAUUGCGCAGGAAUCUUGGGCACCCUGACAAGGAUGCGCUGGUGGAACUUUUAGCCAGCCGUGGUGCUUCUGAUGUGAUCAUCGAUGUGGCCAAGAACUACAACUGUGCUUCAUGCAGCCGCUAUCGAAAGCCCAAUGCUGCAUCUCCCUCAACUGUGCCUACAGCCACCAAGUUCAACGACGUUGUUCAGGCUGACGUCAUGUGGAUCAAGGUCAACGAUCAAAAGAUCCCCAUCCUUCAUGUGAUCGACCUCGCUUCAAAGUUUCAGGAGCUCACCACUGACGAAGGCCUUGGCUGGGCUUCCGAUGACAUGAAGGAGUUCUUGGCGGACCUGGGAGUGAUUCACAACAUGGCUCCUGGCGAAGCUCAUGCCCGACUUGGGACUGUGGAACGCAGACAUCAAAUGCUGCGCCGAGCUGUGGAGAUCUUUCUCUAUGACCGUGGCCUGAACACCAAAGAAGGCAUCAAAACAGCCCUGUCCUACGUGGUGCCUCAGAUGAACUCCAUGUGCACGGUUGCUGGAUUUUCGCCGGCACAGUGGGUUUUGGGUUACCAGCCACAGUUUUCUGGUGACUUGCUCUCCGAGGAGAUUGCACCUUCUCAACUUGGAGAUUCUCAAACCUUUGAAGAGACCCUGUCCUUGCGAACCUCUGCCAAGAUGGCCUUGAUCCGUGCUGAUGAGGAUCAACGUUUGAGAAGAGCCUUGCUUCGGCAAUACGCUGGCACCAAUGUCCUUCUUCAACCUGGGCAACAAUGUUGGUAUUGGCGUGAUGCCAGAGCCAGCGACUUGUGCAAGAUCAGAUGGCUGGGCCCUGCAAGAGUGAUUCUUCGAGAAGAUCAAGCUGAUGGCAAGCCACUUCAAUAUUGGCUAUCACAUGGAAGCCAGCUGCUGCGAUGUGCUCCUCACCAUGUACGGCCUGACUUUCGACAAGCCGCUGACACCUUGGUUGGGGACAUUGCUGAAGCCCGAAAAUCAGUUUUGGAGUUGAAGUCCCGCGGUGUGACCCGAUUUUUGGAUCUCAGCCGCGCCAACAAGCGCAACAUCGAGGAGGUGAUGUCUGAUGAAGAGGGGAUGGGCGAUGAUGAUGAUGGCCAACCUCUGCGGCAUCGACCUCGACUUGAUCCAUUUACUCCUGCGUCCCCUGGACCAGCUGGUGGGUUGGACUUGGACUUGAGCCCCCAGACUGGUAAUGUUGAAGCCAUUCCUCCUGGCGAUGCAACGGAGUAUGAACCAACGACUCCAGCUGAUUCGGUGACUGGAGAUGAACCUGAACCCAGUGGAGAACCUUCUGCACCCCCUUCUGUGAUGCUGGAACCCAUUGUGACUGGAGCUCCACCGGUUCCGAACCACUUCCCUGAGCUUGACUCUCCAUCGGAACCAGCUCUAGUACCUGCACAUGUGCCCUACUUGGAUCCAGCGACAGCUGCACUCUACGAGCCUGCCGGCCCUGAAGACUUUGCAGCCAGAAGGAGUGAGAAUCGAACUGAGCCCUAUGAGAAGCCUCCCAAAACCGAUGAGGAUGCCAACUUCUCACAGGUCAACGACUUCUGGGAAGUCAAAGCUGGUUGUCUUCUACGUCCUCAUGUGACGCCUCGACACUCCACGGUCGACAUCUCCAAGUUCUCCGACCUGCCCAUUGACCUGCAGUACUUGGAUCCAGUUCGGAUCACUGUGAUGAAAAGCCUUGACGGCUCUGUGAACAUUCUCAACGACGAUGGCACUCAACAGAAGUCCACUCGACAUGCUUGGACUGGCCUCUCGAUCUUCCAGAUCACUGGUGCUGCUCGCCGUGAGCUUUGCAUGUACUCAAAUCAGUCUGCAAAGAAACUUGGACGUGAAGCUCGCACCAAAAUGGUUCGACAGCAGACCAAAGGCAGGAAGACGGUCACUGAAAAGACUUUGACUGCGGAUGAGAAGGCCCUCUUCCAAGAAGCUAAGUGCAAAGAGUUGAGAUCGUUCUUCGAGCACGAGGUCUGGUUGAUCGUGAGGGGCUACAAUGACUAUGACGCCCUGACCACUGGACUUGACACUUCGAGCCCAACGACUUCCAGGUUGAGCCGCAACAUGCUGCUUUCCCUUGCUGUGAAUCUGGGAUGGAAGGAAUGGACUGCGGACAUUUCGACCGCUUUCCUACAAGGGCUACCCCAAGAACGAAACCUCUGGGUGAAGCUGCCUUCUGAGUGUCUGAAGCUUCUUGGUGCGUCUGAAGACUGCAGGAUGUUGCUUUUCAAGCCGUGCUACGGCCAACUGGAUGCUCCCAGAAGAUGGUAUUUGGAGGCGACCAGACGCCUGACUGAAUUCAAACUGGUCCCUCACGUCCUCGACCCUUGCUCAUUUUUGAUUUUUGAAGAUUCUUUCCCUGAAGUUCCUCAUGAAAAACUGGGUGUUGGCGAGGGCGGUUUGGUUGGCAUGAUUUGCAUCCAUGUCGACGACCUCGUGGGAGCUGGACUUGAAUCCUCGGCAGUGUAUCAACAUGUGAUCUCCGCCCUCAAGGAGUCUUUCAGUUUUCGUGAGUGGAAAACUGGCCCUGGCCUUGAGUACUGUGGCGCUACGAUCAAGCGCAAUGGUGAUGCACUCAGCCUCAAGCAUGGCCAAUACCUCCAGCGCCUGAAACCGAUGACGCUGGGAAAACAUGUGGGCCCUGAGAAGCUUUUGAGUUCCUCUGAGCUCACUGCACUACGUGGUUUGAUGGGAAGUUUGUCCUGGCCAGCUGUGCAGAGCUCGCCCCACUUGCAGGCCAGUACUUCCAUGCUUGCUGGCGAUGUUAGCAAGGGUUUAGCUUCCACAGUUUUUGAAGCCAACAAAUUGCUGAAGUUCGCAAAAGCCAAUGCCGAUGUUGGACUUUCUUUUGCGCCUUUUGGGCCGAUGUCUGACUGGAGAUUGGUGACAGCUUUUGAUGCUUCGUUUUGGAGCCGAGCUGACGGCACCUCACAAGGUGGCUACUUCGUCCUCCUUGCCCCAAAAGGGAUUUUGGAAACUGGUGAGGAUGUAUAUCACAUCCUGGACUGGCGAAGUUUCAAGUUGCCGAGGGUCGCCAGAAGUUCCUUGGCAGCUGAGUCUCAAGCUGCUGGUUGCGCUGCUGAUGCGACAGAAUUUGCAUGUCGCUACUUCGAGCAUUUGCUCAAGCCCCACCUGAAGUUGGCAGACCUUUUGCAUGUGAAGUCAACCCUGCAGCCCACCAUGCUAACAGACGCCAAAUCUGUUUACGAUUCUUACCACAAGGAAUCGAUGUCUGCAGUGGACAAGCGGUCUGGCCUUGAAAUCAGGGUGGUGAAGGAGCAGCUUCAAAGUUUGGGUGGACAGUUGCGCUGGGUUUCCAGCGAACGCCAAUUGGCAGAUGGCCUGACGAAAACGUCAACACGUCAGAGCCUGGCAGAUCGACUUCGACAUGCCAAGGUGAAGUUUCUCUACGAUCCUGCCUACACUGCUACCAAAAAGAAGUCACUUUCAGAGCGACAAGCUGAAAUUCAGGCUUCUUCAAAACCUUUGCCCAAUGCCGAGAUCAAGACCCCAAAGUAUGACCACUUUGAAAAGCCCUCCAAGAUCCUUGAAGAGACCGAAACCUAUGAGUAUAACGAAACUUUUGAGUCUGAGGACAUUCCUGUGGAUGAAGAGAUUUCUGAGCCCAAUGCAGUUCCUGCGGAGGAGUGCUUUGCUCAGAAUGAGGCGGUGAUUGAGUAUGUCAACGCCGCGAGCCAUGGCGCUUCGAGCUUCCAGGCCACGGACUUGCUGAAGUAUGUGUUCAAGACACUGCUGUGCUGGAACCUUUGUGUUUUUCCGGUGGCCGAAGGAGCCUCGACAGAGAUCUGUUUCACUGGAGGGGAAAUCGCUGCAACAGGAGCUAACAACAACUUGCUCUGGUUGUUUUUGGUGAUUUUUCUGGUUUUUGCCAUUUUGGCAUUUUUCUGGCUGCGACGGCGCUGCCGUCAACUGGAGAAUGACCUGUAUGAGGUCAGGUUGCAACUUCAUCAUGCGCAUGCUGCCCUGGUGACUGCGAAUCUGCAGGCCGAUACGGCCACUGGCUCUUUGGAUGCGCUCAACCGAAGAGCGAAUGUGCUUGCUAUCAUGCAUGAACUUCGAGGAGCAUUUGAGAGAAGAACCUUGGGAUACCGACGUGCUCAACAAGCCUAUGUGGAGAUGCGCAACACUGCAAUUGAGCGUCAACGUGCUUUGCAGAUUGCGACCCAGGACUUAGGUGCCGGGUAUGAGGCUAUAGCAGCCCUACAGACCCACUUCCGUACGUGUCCUCAAGGGGAAGAAGUUUUUACUCAAAUUGCCUCCGAUGUCUGGCACUUGCACGACGAUUGUGAUGAAAUCUACGACUCAGGCCAUGAGGUUAGAGUCCUGCGCCCUUGUGCCAUUUGCAACAGGCAAAGCCUACAAGAGGUCGAUGCCGAUCCAGAACGGCACUUUGAUGAACAGGGAAUUCGAGUUGUGGACGCACCACAGGACAUGCAAGGCAUUCUUUCACAAGAAAAUCGGGUUUGCUUCCGCAAAGCUGGCCAUGAUGAGACCCGAGAGCGCACUGGCAACUUCUUGGCUCCAGUUCUGCAGAUCACGCGCGCCCAAAGAUGGUGCGAUCAGCUUCUUGAAGACCUCCACCGAGAUGUGAAGGCCCUGCUGGAAUCGCCAGGCCCCAACCUCUUCACCUUUUUCGAUCCAGAAAACGGUGUUGGCACCGUCUCAAAUACCUUCCCGAGGCAGGCAAGCAAUGGGAGCGGCGUCCUGCCCUCACUGACCUCACCUGUGACAAUCCAACAGGUUUCUUCUUCGAUGUCCCUUCCGCCCCGCCCUACUCGCGACCUCGAGAAGCCCCUGGGGUGUCCUGUGCCGCCGCCACUGACACUGCCGCCGGACCCUGUGAUGCCGAUGAUGCCGGCGACGUCAGAUGCACGGCCAACGUUCAUGUCGGUGGACGAGGAUUCAGAGAGCGAUCAUGAGAAGAGGGGUCGAAAUUCAGCGGUCAGUCAUCGCAACACCCUUAUCGCAAGAGACAUGUUGGAAAAGCAUCUGAAGGCGAGGAGGAACGAGGAACAAGCUGAUGAAGACAAGGACCUCCAAGAGGUUCUCCGUGGAGACUUGAGCGGGCACACCUUGAAACUUCGCUUGCGGAAAUGGGUCUUAUCGGCUUUGUUCUCCAAUAUCGUCAUGGUCUUCAUCGUGGCCAAUGCCAUCUUGCUGGGCAUUGAGAUCGAUGUCUCCUCGCGUCUCCCUCAGAACGAAGUCCCGGAGGCCUUCGGAAUCAUCAAUCUCAUUUUUGUGGUGAUCUUUGCCCUGGAAACUGCGCUCAAACUUGUGGUCAUGGGUUGCCAUGAGUAUUGGAGAGGUAAAUCCUGGAAAUGGAAUGCCUUCGACUUCCUGAUCGUGGGCAUGUCGGUGGCGGAGACGGGUUUGGAGUACUUCUCUCAAGCCGUCUUCGGUGAUGGCGGGGGCGGCUCGGUCCGGGUCAUGCGGGCCUUGCGCCUGGCUCGGACGCUGCGAGGCGUACGCCUUUUCCGCUUGCUGCGCUACUUUUCGGCGCUUCGAGGCUUGCUGGUGUCCAUUGCCAGCACCCUCAGUUCCUUGCUGUGGACCUUGGUUUUGCUCCAGCUGCUCUUUUACGUCUUUGCGGUUAUCUUCGCACAGCUGGUUACGGACUAUUGUCGCUUCGAAACCAUCCGCGAUUCGGGAGAUGCCAAUGCCAUCCCCAAGUGCCCAGAGGACCUACACUAUUGGGCCAAUGUGAUGGAUAGCAUGCACACGCUCUUUAUGGCCAUCACGGGUGGUCUCAACUGGUUUGAUGCCUACGCACCCUUACGGAAGGUUUCCCUGAUGGCCCUGUGGCUCAUGAACCUGUUCAUCGUGAUUGGUUUCUUUACGUUCGUCAACACCGCCAUCGAAGGGGCUUCAGCUGACAAGGACAUGGCCACCCUCAAGCAGGCGCAGUUCCGGCUGUCUCAAAUUGCAGCUCUCCGGGAUGUCUUUCAGGAAAUAGCCAGCGAGCGGAGCAAUACCUUGAACUUCCACGACUUGGAAGAUGCAUUGCACCAAGACAAGUUGGGUAGUUUUAUGGAAUCCCUCGGCAUUUCAACAGAUGACGUUUGGACUCUCUUCCUUCUGAUCGAUGUGGACGCCAGCGGCCGUGUAGAUAUUGAGGAGUUUGUUAGCGGAUGUAUGCAGCUGAGGGGCCCUGCGCAGAGCUUGCAGGUUGCCAAAAUGAGUUAUGAAAACAAACUCACCAGGCAGAGAAUCAGUCGACUUACGAAGGAUAUGGCGGAAGUAAAGCAGCCCUUGAAUCAGUUGAAGAAGCUGUGGCUUGGCUUCUUGAAACUUCGAAAGGGUCUAACCAUGGGGUGCAGUUGCUGUGGAGGCAAGAAUUUUGCCUUCCUGGAGCGUUGUUCAGAGUGA
Messenger RNA from Cladocopium goreaui, 7488 nucleotides. The record is from the annotation of a GenBank genome assembly. NCBI's taxonomy places the organism in Eukaryota, Dinophyceae, Suessiales, Symbiodiniaceae.